AAAGAAAUUGUCUUAUUAUUGAUAUACAGAAUAUUAUUUACAUUUUGUAUGAUGCAGGAGUGCAGAUCUUGGAGGUCAGAUGAAGGUCAUGGGGGUGGUGCAGAUACGACAUCACUUCAUGCUCAUGCUGCUGUCUGCCGUGGGGAGGUCACAGGUCAACCCAGAGGUGUGUCGCUACCCCCUGGGGAUGAGUGGGGGUCAGAUCCUUGAUGAGGACAUCACGGCCUCCAGCCAGUGGUCCGAGUCCACAGCUCCGCGCUUCGGCAGGCUGGACUUCGACCAUGGCGACGGCGACGGCGCCUGGUGCCCUGACGUGGCGGCGGCGGCGGACGGUCGGCGGCAGUACCUGCAGGUGGACCUGCGCUCGCUGCACUUCCUCACGCUGGUCGGCACGCAGGGUCGCCACGCCGACGGCAUGGGCAACGAGUUCGCCCAGCGCUACCGCAUCCACUACAGCCGGGACGACGCCCACUGGGUGGGCUGGAGGGACCGCAAGGGCCAGCCGGUGAUCGAGGGCAACAGGAACCCGUACGAGGCGGUUCUGAAGGACCUGGAGCCCCCCAUCAUCGCGCGCUACGUGCGCUUCAUGCCUGUCACCGACCACUCCAUGAUCGUCUGCAUGAGGGUGGAGCUCUACGGCUGCCAGUGGCUCGACGGCCUGAUGGGCUACAGCGCCCCCGAAGGCCACCAGAUGAUCUACCGCGGGCUGGACGUCUUCCUCAACGACUCUGUGUACGACGGCGUCGCUGCAGACAGACCCACCAAGGGCCUCGGACUCCUCACCGACGGGGCCUGGGGCCUGGACGACUUCCUCCACAGCCCCAUCUACGGCGUGUGGCCCGGCUACGACUACGUGGGCUGGACCAACCAGAGCUUCCCCCGCGGCUACGUGGAGAUGGUGUUCGACUUCGACCACGUCAGGACCUUCACCUCCAUGAAGGUCCACUGCAGCAACAUGUUCAGCCGGGGGGUGCGUCUCUUCCGGCAGGCCAGCUGCUUCUUCAGGUCGGAGGCGGAGUGGGAGGGCGACCCGGUGGUGUUCCUGCCCCCCGCCGACCGCGUCAGCCAGGGGGCGCGCUUCGUCACCGUGCCCCUGGGGGAGCGCACCGCCAGCUCCAUCAGGUGCCGCCUCCACUUUGGAGACCUCUGGAUGCUGAUCAGCGAGGUGGCCUUCCAGUCCGGCUCCGCAGUGUACAACACUUCUCUGCGUGGACACCCAACAAAUGCACUUCCAGGAGAAGACCCCACCCACAAAGUAGACGACAGUAACACACGGAUCCUGAUUGGCUGCCUGGUGGCCAUCAUCGCCAUACUGUCAGCCAUCAUCGUCAUCAUUCUGUGGCAACAGGUGUGGCAGAAGUUGCUUGAAAAGGCGUCGCGGCGCAUGCUAGACGACGAGCUGACGGCGCGUCUGGCCGUGCAGACGCAGGCCUUCUCCUUCCUGCGCUCCUCCUCCUCCUCCACCACCUCCACCUCCUCCUCCUCCUCCUCCAGCGAGGUGGAGGAGGGGCAGGGGGGGGGCGGGGGCUCCGGCGGCAGCUCCACCUACGAGCGGAUCUUCCCGCUGAGCGCGGACUACCAAGAGCCCUCGCGCCUCAUCCGCAAGCUGCCCGAGUUCGCCCAGUCGGCCGACGACCUCGGUGGGGGCCCAGGGGUGUGCCCUGACGGGGGCCCCCACUACGCCGAGGCCGACAUCAUCAGCCUGCUGGACGGCCCCCCCGGCGCCUCCUCGCUGGCCGCCGGCCCCCCGGCCGUCAGGGAGUUCCCCCGGGACCGCCUCUCCUUCAGGGAGAAGCUGGGGGAAGGCCAGUUCGGAGAGGUGCACCUGUGCGAGGCGGAGGGGAUGCAGGACUUCCUGGACGAGGACGCGUCCGAGGGGCGGAGCCACGGGGGGGGGUGGAGCCACGGGGGGGGCCCUCUGCUGGUGGCGGUGAAGACGCUGCGUGAGGACGCAAACAAGAACGCCAGGAACGACUUCCUGAAGGAGAUCCGCAUCCUGUCGCGCCUGCGGGACCCCAACAUCGUGCGCCUGCUGGCCGUGUGCGUGGACUCGGACCCCCUGUGCAUGAUCACCGAGUACAUGGAGAACGGGGACCUCAACCAGUACCUCCACACCCUGCAGCUGGGGCAGGGGCCGUCCCGCGGGGCGGAGGGGCAAGAAGAGCCGCAGGGCAGCGUGGUCAGCUACGCUCAGCUGAUGAGCAUGGUGCUGCAGGUCGCCGCGGGCAUGCGCUACCUGUCCUCCCUGAACUUCGUGCACAGAGACCUGGCCACGCGGAACUGCCUGGUGGGGGCCAGCUGCACCAUCAAGAUCGCCGACUUCGGGAUGAGCCGCAACCUGUACCGAGGAGACUACUACCGCAUCCAGGGCCGCGCGGUGCUGCCCAUCCGCUGGAUGGCCUGGGAGAGCAUCCUACUGGGUAAGUUCACGGCGGCGAGCGACGUGUGGGCCUUCGGCGUGACGCUGUGGGAGGUCCUGACGCUCUGCCAGCAGCAGCCCUACGGAGCGCUGUCCGACGAGCAGGUCAUCGAGAACACCGGGGAGUUCUUCAGGGACCAGGGCAAGCAGGUGUAUCUGCCAAAGCCUGCGAGUUGCCCGGACGACGUGUACACAGACCUGAUGCUGCGCUGCUGGCGGAGGAACGCCAAUCAGCGGCCGGGCUUCGAGGAGAUCCACCGCCACCUGCUGGACAACGCAGCGUAGCGCGCUAGCUACGCCUAGCCACUUGUACUAUUGUAGAUUGCUAGAGGCUUUGACUGUUAAUAAGAAUAUACAUGUAAACUAUCACUGCUGUUGUGUAAAUAUCAGCUCUUCCGGUUUAGUGUUAAACCGCUACCCCGACAUACGCACGAUUUAUACAACCAGGUCUCUUUUAAUAUAUAGGCCUACCUGGCAUAUUUUGUUAUGUGUUAUUUAUUAGAAAUUGUAUGAGACUGCUUGUACAAAUGUAUGGUUGCUGUUGUUGCCUUUAUAUUUUAGAUAUGUAAAUGUAGAAUAGUGACAUUUAAUUAUAUUUAGAUUUAUUCCUUUAGAAUUAGAACGAUACCAUAGCCUACUGUAUAUAUUUUUAUUUUAAAAUACUUAAACUAAAACUUUAUAAAGGAUUGGAUGUAAAAGUAUGUUUCAGCAACUAUCUUUUUGUUUAUGAAGACCCAAAUAAAAACAAUACCAAAAACGUUUCGAGCCCUCUGUCGCCACCGAACUACUCGGACAGGGGAAAGGUAAACUAGAGCAGAAGUGAACGGCCUCUUCUCUCAAGCAGAGCGCUCUGUUGAGACCAGGAUC
Messenger RNA from Gadus chalcogrammus (walleye pollock), 3286 nucleotides. RefSeq names its product discoidin domain-containing receptor 2-like. The coding region runs from base 80 to 2704 and encodes 874 amino acids. Gene Ontology annotation, molecular function: collagen binding; ATP binding; protein tyrosine kinase collagen receptor activity. Gene Ontology annotation, biological process: cell surface receptor protein tyrosine kinase signaling pathway; positive regulation of kinase activity; multicellular organism development. Lineage: Eukaryota; Metazoa; Chordata; Actinopteri; Gadiformes; Gadidae. Gene Ontology annotation, cellular component: signaling receptor complex; membrane. The transcript has 16 exons. The record is from RefSeq and is a predicted model, not a curated record.